Pectinophora gossypiella (pink bollworm) is the source of this 396-nucleotide messenger RNA. RefSeq lists its product as uncharacterized. Lineage: Eukaryota; Metazoa; Arthropoda; Insecta; Lepidoptera; Gelechiidae. The transcript has a single exon. Bases 1 to 396 code for a protein of 131 amino acids. The record is from RefSeq and is a predicted model, not a curated record.
AUGGAGAAAAUCUGGAACGGCACGUUCCGAUUAACACAGGUGCUCACCGGACACGGCUGUUUCGGUCAGUACCUGCAUCGGAUUGGACGCGAAGUAACAGCGCAGUGUCAUCACUGCAGUGACGAUGUGGACGACGCCCAGCAUACGCUGGAGGAGUGUCCCGCGUGGAUCCCGGAACGACAAACCCUGGUCUCAGAGGUCGGGGAUGACCUUUCUCCCCCUGCCAUAGUUGCGGCUAUGCUGUCGGGAGAAAGGCAAUGGAAGGCGAUGGUCGCUUUCUGCGAGUCUGUCAUGACUCAGAAAGAGGCCGCGGAACGGGACCGGGAGAGGCUGGAUCCCGCCUGGAGAAGGAGACGUCGGCGACGUGCGGUGGCGGUGGUAGCCGCGGCUGUCUAG